GCUCGGUGUCAAAGCACGGAGCCCGUACAGCAGAACACAUCAGAGAGAAUUAUUAGAUGAAUGGUGCAUUUCUCCGUGGACUUUCUACACAACACUCACUUUUCGGGUUAUCAGAGUAAGGCAGCCUACGAGGAAAACAUGUGCAACACAGAGGAGAGUUGUGCUGUGCUGGGCUCGAGGCAGCGGGCUCCAGGGCCUCUGUGGUGCUCCGAUGCCCCUCUCCCACUAACGAAGAUCCCGGGUGGGCGAGGGACGGGCAGGGAUCUCCCUCACAGUGUACUGCACAAGGACGAAAAGUUGACGGUGACCCAGGCAGGGUCGGUAAGCGGAGCGCCCCCUGUCCUGCACUUCCAGUACCAGCUGAGCGAGCGACGGAUCUCCUCCUGGGACACGGUUCUGUCUGACGACGCUCUCUAUCUGGAAAUCCCUGCUGGUGCUCUUCACAAUGGCAGCAGAGAAGGUUUCACCAGGCUGCUGGAGUUUGCAGAGGAGCAGUUGAAAGUCAGCUAUGUGUUCCUGUGGCUGCACAAAAACAGAGAUGAUCGACUGUCCAUAAUGAAGACCUUCCACUACAUGGGUUUUGAAGUGGUGAAACCGGGUCACCCGCUGGUGCCGGCUCGGCCCGAUCUCCUCUUUAUGGUCUAUUCUAUGGACAGCAGCAGUUCAGAUGAAGAGUGACCAUCACACUCUCUGUCAAUCUUAAGAUGCCCCCCACCCCUCUUCCUCCCCCUCUCUAAACCUCUGCAUCAAAGUGACUUUAAAGACAGGGGGAGGGCCGUAGCUGCGCCAACUAACACUCUGAUUGGUUCAGCUUCGGGUUAUUAUCUCACCGAUCUGUUCUGAUUGGUCACUCCAUCAGCAGGAGGUGGGUUGGUGCUAAACCAGAAUCCAGCAUAUCCUUUCUGUUAAUUCACACCAUAUAUCAAAACAGUCAUGUAUAGAACAGCAGAUUUAGAUGGCAGAGAUGGUAAUGAUACGUUUUUCAGAAGGGAAUGCAUUUGUAAUCGACUGUAAACUGCUUUUUGUUGGCGAUUUAUGUGCUUCAGUUCGUCAGUCUUCUGGUUUUACUCUUCUCUAGGAGUUUCAGCUGGUUAAUCAUUCAACAAAAAGCGCUCAGCUCUUAGUAACUAAGACUCGACUCUCUUCAACAGCAUAAUUAGUCCUUCAGACGCUCAUUAGGAUUUAUACUACGUUCCAUUCAGCUCUUUGAAUGUCCAACUUUCCACAGUUUGAGUGCACUUGAAGUUGGACGUCCAACUUGGAAAGGUCUAUGGAAAUUGUGAUUUCAGUCUAAAACGACACAGGAACAAGUGCAAAGGAAGUGCUAAAAAUUCAGUUCUAAGCAACUUAAAUACACAGUUGAAUGCAAAAUCAUUAGCCCUCCUGUGAAAUGUAAAUAUUUCUCAAGUAAUGUUUAAAGGGCAAAGGGGAUUUUCACAUUAUUUCUUAUAUUUUUCUUCUGGAGAAAGUCUUAUUUUUUUUUGUUUGCCUGAAAUAUAAGUAGUUUUUCAUUUUUAUACUUGUUUAAAGAUCAAUAUUAAUAGCCCCCUUAAGAAAAUAUAUAUAUUUUACUGACUACAGCAAACCACUGUUGUCUAAUGACUUGUCUAGUCUAAUCUAACUUGCCUUUAAAUUGCAUUUUAAGCUGAACACUGAUAUCUUGCAAAGUAACAAUUAAAUAGUCUGUCCUGACAUCACGGCAAAGACCAAAGAAACUAGUUUUUAUAAAUUAAUUAUUAAAACUAGAUCUUCUCUAAAAGAAUUAAACCUUCACAGAAGGGGUAAUAAUGUUGUCUUCAACUGUAAGUAAAAUUUCCCACAUUAAAUAACAAUUAAAAUGAGAAUAAAUGUGUGUUUAUAUCCUCCCAUAAUCAUCAUGCAACCAAUGGCUUUAUUCUCAGUAGUUGAAAAUACUGGUUGCAACGCAGCAUUCUAGUUUGAGUUUAAUAAAAACACCAUAGCAUCAUUCCAGACCCCAACAAUGCACUUAAGUGUAAAAUUAGUCGACGUUUAUCUUAGUCUGGUUGUGAGGUUUGCUUUUAACAAGUCCUUUGAAUAGAAGUCAAUCGGCCCAGGUCUGUUUAUUCUUUAAAAUAAGACCAGACUUGAACGCUUCUAGAUGCAUGAGCAUGUUUGUGAUGAACCAUUCUAGUUAAAUAAAAAACAAACAAAAAAAACCCUAUUGACCUUAUUCUGCUAUGCGGAAGUGUGCUCGUUUUUGCGACGGUUUUAUACUUUCCAAUUGAGUUUCCUAUGGGAGGAUUAAUAAAACGGUCAAAAUACACUACCUGACGAACGUCUUGUCGUUGAUCCCAGUUGUAAGAGCAUCAAAUAGUAACUUGACUUCUAGUUGAUCAUUUGGAAAAGUUUCAGAAGGUAGACUUUUCUGAUGAAUCAUCUGUUGAGCUACACCCCAAUCACAAAUACUGCAGAAAACCUAUUGGUGCCCACAUGGACCCAGGAUUCUCACAGAAAUUAGUCAAGUUUGGUGAAGGAAAAAUUAUGUAUGGAUGCAGUUCUUUAAGCUCAAAGGAGUCAUACACAAUAUUCAUUCUGUUUCCACUGCAGCAUGACUUUAUAAUCUAUACAGGACAUUAUUUCUGUUAAGUGACAAGACUUUUGUCUCAGCAAAGUCAGACAUUACUGUCCUAAUUAUUCAUUCAUUUUCUUUUCGGUUUAGUCCCUUUACUAAUCUGGGGUCGCCACAGCGGAAUGAACCGCCAACUUAUCCAGCAUAUGUUUUACGCAGCGGAUGCCCUUCCAGCCGCAACCCAUCACUGGAAAACCCAUACACACUCAUUUGCACACAUUUAGCCUACCCAGUCCACCUGUACCGCAUGUCUUUGGACUGUGGGGGGAAACCGGUUCUUCCUAAAACUUGGAUAGCUGACAAGACUUUUGUCAGGGAGUGUACUCGCUCUACAAACAAGUGUGUUCAUGACUUUACAUAAAAAGUAGAAUAAUAUAAUCAGUUUGCAACAUCAAGCCGCUGUUUCUAAUGGCUAAAAAUCAAUUAUUAAUGAGACCGUAAAAUCAAAAGUGAAAAAUCUAAUCAAAAAUCAAAUUGAGUCUCGAGCCAAAAAGAUUCAUAUGGCAUGAAGAAUGAGGUCAAUAGAUCCUCGUUUUUAUUUAGGAAGAUGCUCUGAGUCUUACCAUAGUCCAUUAUAUCAUUUGUCUUCACAAUUCAUGAGAGUAAACCAACCCCACCUUCUGCCCCUCAGGGGUUUAACACAAGCACUUUAGGAAAACACAAGCAAUUCAGUCCGCGGCGCAUUGCAGAGAUGUAUUUUGAGCCGUUUGAGAUGUCUUGCAGUGUUUAGCGAACUUAACGUAUACUUGCCAAAGAUAAUGGGCUCCAUUCAAAGUGAACGCCGCCUCAAGUUUCACUCAGAUAAGACAGGUAGCAGCACCUUCAGAAUAGCAGGCUCGGUAAAUCCCGACGCAGUCAGGUAAAACAUGCAAAAACAUUCCCUGGAGCAGAAGCCUCUGUUUCCUCCAUUCUGGGUCAUCUCUGUGGAAAUGAUAGGUGUUCAGCGAAUUCAGACUUCUCAGCAGGGUGGCCUUUAGGUUUUGCAUGUGUAAAUAGAUCUUGCUUUUCCUCAUGGGCUGUGACAAUAAGCUUUUAGAGAAUGUUUGUUUGUUUGUUUUUGUUCUUAAAUUUUAUUUUUAUCUACGAUAUUAUUUUGUCUAUAUUGAUUGAUUCAUUAAGUUUUUUGUAGUGUAGAGUUUAGAGUGAAAUCAUUUAAUGACAAUCUACACUUGUAUACCUUGAACUUUUUUCCUUAUGUCCAAAUAAAACACACAUGAAAAAAAUAAACAUCA
Messenger RNA from Danio aesculapii, 3822 nucleotides. RefSeq names its product ornithine decarboxylase antizyme 2a (gene oaz2a). Gene Ontology annotation, molecular function: ornithine decarboxylase inhibitor activity. Lineage: Eukaryota; Metazoa; Chordata; Actinopteri; Cypriniformes; Danionidae. The record is from RefSeq and is a predicted model, not a curated record. Gene Ontology annotation, cellular component: nucleus; cytoplasm. Gene Ontology annotation, biological process: positive regulation of protein catabolic process.